AUGCCACAUCCAACCAAUGAUGAUGAAACAUUCGACAGACAAGACGGUAUUGAUAAACUACUUCAAGAUACUUUUAGAAAUGUAGCAGAUGACCUGAGGCAUGAAGGAGUAAGAGAGGGACUAUCUGGAGAUGCAAAAAGAUUCUUUAAAUUAGUGGAAGAAGGGAAACAAGAGUUGUAUCCGGGGUGUAAGAACUUUUCUAAGUUGAAUUUCACCAUUCGGUUAUACUUGUUUAAAUGCAUUCACAAGUUGAGUAAUGUAGCCUUUUCAGAUUUGUUAGACUUGAUAAAAGAGGCAUUUCCCUUUGCUCAGAUACCCGAGUCUUUCUACAAGGCAAAAAAGGUGAUAAAAGAUUUGGGUCUUCAUUAUGAAAAAAUACAUGCAUGUACUAAUGAUUGCAUGUUAUUCUGGAAUGACACUGCAAAGUUAGACAAGUGCUCAGUGUGUGGAUCUUCUAGAUGGAAGAAUGUUCGUGAUGACUUGACUAAUAAGGUCACUAAAAUUCCAGCAAAGGUUUUAAGACAUCCUGCUGAUGGGGAAGCUUGGAAGGAUUUUGAUUCCUUGCACCCUGACUUUGCUAGUGAUGCUCGUCCAUCGUCUCCUGGAAAUGAUAUAGAUGUAUACUUACAACCACUGAUUGCAGAGUUGAAGGAACUAUGGGAAGUGGGAGUGGAAACAUAUGAUGUUGUAACUAAUCAAACAUUUAUGAUGCGUGCAGCUUUAUUGUGGACAAUUAGUGAUUUUCCAGCAUUGGCAACCAACAAAUUGAGGCACAAUCUUGAUGUGAUGUACAUAGAGAAGAAUAUUUGUGACACUUUGCUUGGGACUUUAUUGGAUAUACUUGGAAAGUCCAAAGAUCAUAUAAAUUCUCGCUAUGACUUACAUGAGAUGGGGAUACGCAAAGAGCUUCAACCAGUAAAAGAUUAUGAUACUGGAAAUAUUCAUUUGGCUAAAGCUUGUUUCUCUAUGAAACCAGAGGAGAAAAAAUUAUUUUGCACUGUUUUAAAAGGUGCCAAAUUACCAAAAAGAUUUGCCUCUAAUAUAUCAAGUCGUGUGCAAAUUGAAGAUAUGAAAGUAUCGGGAUACAAAAGCCAUGAUGCUCAUUUCAUAUUACAUUACUUGCUCCAGAUUGCUGUCAGAAAAGUGUUGCCCAAGAAUGUGUCUUUGGUCUUGAUUAGGUUGGGAAAUUAUUUUAGAGCCAUAUGUAGUAAGGUUAUAAGAAGAAGUGAUCUUGAGAAGAUGAAGGAUGAAAUCAUAGAUAUAGAAUGUGAGCUUGAAAAGAUUUUUCCUCCGUCCUUUUUUGAUAUAAUGACACAUUUACCUAUUCAUUUAGUGGAUGAAAUUAAGCUUGGAGGCCCGACUCAUUUGCGUUGGAUGUAUUCUACUGAAAGAACUAUGUGUGACUUCAAGGGGCUUGUUCGUAAUCGAAAAAAUCUAGAAGGGGCAAUAGUAGAGGGUUUUUCAGCUAUAGAGUGUUUGACCUUUAUUUCGAGAUACCUACCUGAUAUGGUGAAGACAACAUUUAGUAGGUAUCAAACUGAGGAUGAUGAGAACAAUCAAAUAGAGGAAGGAGAUGUUUCACCUUUAUUUCCUAAAACAGGUCAUCCAAUCGGAAGUAUGAAUAAAAGGAAAGGAAAGACUUUUAACAUGGAGCAUCAUGAGUGGUUUGAAGCUCAUCGAUAUGCUUUGUUCAAUACUGGAGAUGAAAAAGUAGAGACAUUCAUAAAGGAACAUAAGAAUUUGAUUGAUAAUCGUACCAGAGGAAAUGCAUGGGUAAAAGCACAGAUCCAUAGUAGAGAAUUCAGUGAUUGGUUUAGGGAUAAAGUUAAAAAUAUUGAAGUGUCCAAUCACUUAAGAUGGCUAGCUAAAGGGCCUAAUUUUGUGGCUAAAAGAUAUACUGGAUAUUUUAUUAAUGGAUAUAGAUUUCAUACAAAGACACGGGAUGAUCCUUGCAAGACUCAAAAUAGUGGAGUGACUUUGUCAGCAACAACAGAUAGUUUUGCUAGUGCUAGGGACCACAAUCCUAUCGAUGGAAUGGUUAUCUAUUACGGAAUUAUUCAGGAUAUCAUUGAGAUUGAUUAUUGGGGUUGCUUUAGUGUUGUACUUUUUAGAUGUGAUUGGUUUCAUAAUGAAGUUGAUGAAUAUGGAUUGACUCGGGUAUACUUCAAUAAAAAAUGCAGCACAAAUGAUCCUUUUGUACUAGCAUCUCAAGUGCAUCAAGUUUUUUAUGUGGAAGACUCAAUUGAGAAAAAUGUAUAUUAUGCAAGAAAUAAAGUCCCAGUGGAUUUGUAUGAUUUGGAGGAAGAGAAUUGUCCUAAUAUUGAAGAAACAUUUUGGCGAGAGACUAACGAUGAUAUUGGUUCAUCAGAAAUAGUGCUCGAUGUAGAUGUUAGAUGGUCGAGAGAAGAUCUCCUUGUUGAUAUCAUUGAUCUGUCUUCCCUUGCACAACUUUCAGAAGAUGUAACUAUGGAAACAUCAGAAGAGGAGGAUGACUUUGAUGAUACCGAUUGGGAUUGGAUGGAGGCUGAUGAUUGA
Solanum verrucosum is the source of this 2535-nucleotide messenger RNA. RefSeq lists its product as uncharacterized. The transcript has 5 exons. The coding region runs from base 1 to 2535 and encodes 844 amino acids. The record is from RefSeq and is a predicted model, not a curated record. Lineage: Eukaryota; Viridiplantae; Streptophyta; Magnoliopsida; Solanales; Solanaceae.